AAUUUAGAGUUAGUUUAGAGUUAGCUCCCUUUAUUUUUAUAUUGCACAACUUGUUUUCGUCUUCUUAUGAUCUCAACAGAAAAACAAUUCAUCCUACGAUAAACAGUUAUGCAUCAGAAAUAUUCUCAGUUGUUUUAGCUGUGGCUCACAUUCCAUCAUGUUGUGCAGAGGUCUCCAUUCUGUAGUCCAAAAUUUAAAGAACUAUACUUUAAGUAAAUCUUUAAUUUCCAAUGGCAGAAGUCUUCCUUGUCUUUUGAAGACCCCUGCUACUGGUUAUCGUCACUUUGUCACUUCCAGAUCAAGAGAGAAAAAUAGAAUCCUGGUGAAAAAGAGUUUCUGGAGACAGAGGUCUGUUGCUGGAACAGCAGUUGGAAUUGUGGUUUCAUCAAUUUAUUAUAUGUCGCUUGAUGAACCAGACAGACGGAAAAUUAGGGUGUCGUUAGGUGCCUUUCAACGCCUCCUUAGAUCUAUUUACGUUGGGGCCCAAAUAUCUUUUCUAUAUACUUGGAGAUUGUAUGGGUUAGAUCCAGACAGUGAUGAAUACAGAGAAGCCAUGAAAUAUUGCCAUCAAAAAGCAGCAGAAUGUCUUAAAGAUGGUUGCUUGCAGAAUGGUGGCGUCUAUGUGAAACUUGGUCAAGGUCUGGUAUCGUUGAACCAUCUGUUACCCACUGAAUAUAUCACUGUAUUAAGUUCCCUUCAGGAUAGAGCAUUGUACAGAGGUGUUAAUGAGAUCGAGCAAUUAUUUAAAGAAGAUUUUAAUGCAAGUCCUUACACCAUGUUCAAAUAUUUUGAAAAGACACCUAUUGCAGCUGCCAGUUUGGCUCAAGUACACAAAGCCAUAACACACUCAGGGGAAGAAGUUGCAGUUAAGAUCCAAUAUAUUGAUCUUCAUGAUCGAUUUUUUGGGGACAUUCUGACUUGUGAAAUCAUAUUAAAGUUGAUUGAAUGGGUUCAUCCAAAUUUUGGCUUUGGAUGGGUAUUACAGGAGUUGAAAUCUACUUUGGCUGAAGAACUUGACUUCAUAAAUGAAGCUCGGAAUGGUGAAAAAUGUGCUGAAGAUCUCAAACAUCUAAAGUAUGUGCAUGUACCAGUGAUUGAUUGGAGUUCAACCAGCAAGAGAGUUCUAACUACAGAGUUCAUUGAUGGAUGUAAGAUAACUGAUAUUGAAAGAAUACAAGAAAUGGGACUUUUUCCAAAGGAUAUCAAUCGAAAGCUCAUUAACUGCUUCUCCGAUCAGAUAUUCCGCAGUGGUUUUGUGCAUGGGGAUCCUCAUCCAGGAAACGUGUUUGUUCGGAAAGGGAAGAAAGGACAGGGAGAACUUGUAAUUCUGGAUCAUGGUCUCUAUAAUCAGUUAAAAGAGGAUGAACGUCUUGCACUUUGUGGGAUUUUCAAGGCCAUAGUGUUAAAGGAUGAAGCUGGCAUGCAAGAGUAUUCCAGACUUUUGGGAGUCUCAAAUCAUGCUGUAUUCUGUGAGAUUCUUGUUCAAAGGCCUGUUGUGAGAAAUUCCAUUCGCCUUCCAAGCAGGAUGACCCCAGAAGACAUAGAUGAAAUGAAAACAAAUGUUGUCCAUCAUUUUGAUGAGAUUAUGCAAGUCUUGAAAGAAAUGCCAUGUACCUUAAUCUUAGUCAUCAGAAACUUAAACACUAUUCGUGCUAUUACAAGAAAUCUUGGUGACAAAGUUGACCGAUACACAAUAAUGGUCCAAAGGUCUGUGUCUGCAAUCUGUGAUACAAAUGAACAUACUCUCCUAACCAAGAUCAAAUCAACAUUUCAGCUCUUCAUGUUCGAAUUAUUUAUAAGCAUUGAAAACCUCAAACUUUGGUUUGCAUUCACAUAUCUCCGAUUCCUCUACUUUCUGGGAUUGCAUCCAGAAUAUCAGGAACUUACAGAACUUAUUAAUACUCAAAGAAAAAGAUACGAAAACCUCUGAAACUCCAACAAACAUCCAAGCCUCCAAUUCUUGGACACAUUCUAAAAUUAAGGAUGUAUUUAGAACAACUCAUUAAAUUUUGUGUAAAAAAUGAAGAAAAAGAAAAAAAGGAAAUAUGACUCUUUUUCCUGUCAUAGCUUCAUAUUUGUAGCUUUUUUUACAUGUCCGAUAUUGUUGCUUUAACAUGAUGUCAUGUACUUCUGGAUACCAUCAUCAUUGUUGUCAUUUUAAAUCCUUUUGUUACCAUAUUUCUAUUGAAAUACGCUGCCUUUGUUUCAAUUAAUUUUGAAAACGACGAAGUAACUUUGUAAUUAUUAACCUGUUGUUUGGAACAGGAAAUUUUGAAAGGUUUUAAUUCAGAUUACUUUAAACAUGAAGCUUGUAUCAUAGAAGCAGAAGAGAUCUCAAGCGGGUUGGUAUCAAGAGAGUUCAUGUCUACUUUUCCAUGUUUCAUUGAAGCAGAUUUUCUAUGGUAGGAUGCCCUUCCUGUUACCAAUCUUCACUGUAUUUCUCCAUGGUCAGACACGUUUUCACAGAAGAUUGGAAACAAAGGACACCACUCGUUUCACAACUGUUGGACGAUGUUAAGACAAAAACACCCACAUAUAUCAUCAUUGUUUUAACAUCCACUUUAUCAUGCUUGCAACAACCAGAUGGCAUUUAUCGAGGUAGAUUUUCUAUGGUUGGGUGUCCUUCCUGUCAUCAACCUUUACCUGUUUCCAAGCAAAAUAUUUCUCCACGGCCAGACAUGUUUUUGCAGAAUAUUAGAAACGAAUGACACUGCUUGUAAUGACAAUGACACUGAUUUAUAACAAUCACCUGGUGUCAAGACAAGGAAUUACAAACAUACAUAUUUGAUGGGUAUAGAGAAAUCUGUGCUUCUCCUGUUGUUUCAGCUUUUAAAAUAUUCAUUUCAAACACAUAUUAAAGCAGUGGUUCUCAACUGGGGUCAAUAUAAGAUUUUAUUGUUAAAACUAAAGUACAAUAAAAUUGGUUAUACGUCUACCAUUCAAAAAAAAAAAAAAAAAAAAAAAAAAAAUCAAUUUUUUAAAUACAAUUCCUAAUACUCUCUUUACUCUUUUACUUGUUUCAGUCAUUUGACUGUGGCCAUGCUGGAGCACCGCCUUUAGUCGAGCAAAUCGACCCCAGGACUUAUUCUUUGUAAGCCUAGUACUUAUUCUAUCAGUCACUUUAGCCAAACCGCUAAGUUACGGAGACGUAAACACACCAGCAUCGGUUGUCAAGCGAUGUUGGGGGGACAAACACAGACACACAAACACAUAUAUAUAUAUAUAUAUAUAUAUACACAUACAUACAUAUAUACGACGGGCUUUCAGUUUCCGUCUAUCAAAUCCACUCACAAGGCUUUGGUCGGCCCGAGGCUAUAGUAGAAGACACUUGCCCAAGGUGCCACGCAGUGGAACUGAACCCGGAACCAUGUGGUUGGUAUGCAAGCUACUUACCACACAGCCACUUCUACGCCUAUUCAAUGAUAAAAAUAUAACGGAUGUUUUUUAAACAUUGAAUGGCUAUGGGGUUCCAGUAGCAUAAAAUAGGAAACAAAGGGGUCCAUAGGCAAAAAAUGGUUGAGAUCCACUGCAUUUUCCUUUUUUUGUCUGAGAAAAUACUCAUUGGCUAUCUGCAUCAAAUUUCAUAUUUAUUUAGAUGUGCCAGUGCCGCGUGACUGGGUCCUAUGCUGGUGGCACAUACAAAGCACCAUUCAAGCAUGGUCGAUGCCAGUACUGCCUGACUGGCCCUCAUGCCAGUGGCACGUAAAAAGCACCCACUACACUCUUGGAGUGGUUGGCAUUAGGAAGGGCAUCCGGCUUUAGAAACCUUGCCAGAUCAGAUUGGAACCUGGUGUAGCCUUCUGGCUUGCCAGUCCUCAGUUAAACCGUCCAACCCAUGACGACGAUGAUGUUGUACCUUGUGUAUUUAUAUAAAUUUUUUAUGAGGGAAUGGUUGAUAGUAACUUCUACAUGUUUCUUUGCUAGUUGCAAACUGGUUUUGCUGCCAUUUGCUUGAAGUCUAUCAGGAAAGUAUGCCUUGACAUGUAUGAUUUUUGUAAACAAAAGCCUUGUUCAAAGGAUGUCAUUUGUGUCCUGUUCUCCUAAACAUGUCUAGAUACUUUGCUAUUCAGUAGACUGAGAUUAUUAUCACAUUUGCAAACAAGCGAUGGGUUGGUGACAGCAAGAGCAUCCAGCUGUAGAUAAUCUGUCCCCACAUAAUCUCAUGAAAAAGUAGAUGUUAAAAUGUUGUUGUUGUUGAUGGUAAGCUAAUGAAAAAUACAAAAUUUUGUUUUUACUUCUGUGUGUAAAUAUGAAAUGCACACACACAUACACAUAUAUCUUUUUUAUACAAAUGCAAUAUUAUUUAUAUAUGUGUAUUGAAGUAUAUUUUGAUAAAAAACGUUCUUGUAAGAUAACCUUUAUUUAUAAUUCCACUUACAUGCAACUCUAAAACUAGAUAUUUAUAAAUAAAGUGAAACAUAGCUUAUGUGGUAAUAUAUUGUG
This is a messenger RNA of Octopus bimaculoides (California two-spot octopus), 4443 nucleotides long. RefSeq names its product putative aarF domain-containing protein kinase 5. The record is from RefSeq and is a predicted model, not a curated record. Lineage: Eukaryota; Metazoa; Mollusca; Cephalopoda; Octopoda; Octopodidae.